AUGAACACUCUCCCUUCCUUCGUAGAGCUCAUGGCGUCCUUAGGUCUCGACAACUGUCCCACCACCCCAGCUGGAGGGUCAGCGUGCCAUCAUUCUCGUUCUUCUUCUCGCUCUUCUACCAGUUCUCUGCAUUCCGAAGCAUCCAGUUCUGUAGCAACACCACCGCCUUCGACUAUUUAUUUCAAUGCGUCUCCAGCUAUUUUGGUUUCCAGCCAUGACGGGCCUUCUGCUUAUCGCGAGCGGGAACGGGAGAGGCGUCGAUCGCCCAGCUAUGCUGUGCGGUAUGCGCCAUACGGUCCAUCCAUCUCCCAUACGAGGAAGGGAAGUGCGUCCAAUAUAACGGAUGACGAACUAUCUCAGGAACGACAUAUCCGACCUUUCUCCCCUGCUUAUCUUUCCUCCCCGUCGCAUGUAGUUGGCCGCAGGGCUUCCUCAUGGACCCUCAGAAGUACAUCCAAGCGUCCAGAUAAGUUAGCUCUAUCCGAUACGGACCUUACUGCGAACACCCCCAUCUCCACGCUCGUGCGCCGGAAGACACCGCAGGCAUCCCCUACGUCCCCCACUUUCGCGCAUCGCACCAAGAGACGCUCUUGUAGCCCGGCUUUUCCGAUGUCAAUCCCAUCAUUGCCUCAUGUCUUUCCUCCCUCACCCACAGCCAAUGGUUUCGACUCCGAUCCUGAGGAUGACGACAUGGAAGUGACCCCGAAAACGUCGUCAUAUAACGCGAGGCGUCCUAGUCACAAUUCUCGACCAAUGUAUGACGAUUGCGGCGUCCGUAUCUCUGCCCUCUCCCGUCCAGGUGGACUGGAAAGUCAGCAGAAUUGCAUGGCGCCGGUAUCGUGA
Molecule: messenger RNA, 843 nt
Organism: Sparassis crispa
Lineage: Eukaryota; Fungi; Basidiomycota; Agaricomycetes; Polyporales; Sparassidaceae
Exons: 3
Coding region: 1-843 (280 amino acids)
Source: RefSeq, a predicted model, not a curated record